Messenger RNA from Punctularia strigosozonata HHB-11173 SS5, 1652 nucleotides. Its product is annotated as sphingolipid C9-methyltransferase. The transcript has 8 exons. The record is from RefSeq and is a predicted model, not a curated record. Lineage: Eukaryota; Fungi; Basidiomycota; Agaricomycetes; Corticiales; Punctulariaceae. The coding region runs from base 1 to 1449 and encodes 482 amino acids. Gene Ontology annotation, biological process: cellular response to biotic stimulus.
AUGUCGUCCAUCUCAGUGCGGACGACGGACUACCCGGCUAUCAAGAAUUCACCUCUGGUCGGCCUUGCUGAGGGAAAUGGCUCAUUCAGCAAUAUUCACCUCGCUGCGCUCGUCCUCGGCGUUCCAUGGCUAUUGAAACGCAUGCUCCCGCUCGUCAACCGCGGAGGAUUCAAGACGUACCUCUUCUUGGUCAUUCUCACAGGCGUACCUGUUGCUAUUGGCUAUUGGACUCUGAUGAGCAUGUACGGGAAGCGCAAAAACGAGAAGGUCCUCUUGCCUAACAGAAACAUCUCGGAGUACAUCACGAUAAAGGACCCGGAGCUCAAGCAAAGGUAUUUCGGCAAGAACAAGAUCCCGAUGCAAGAGUUCUACGACGCGUACUUUGAGCAGAAGAUUGACUUUAAUGGCGACGUGCUCGACAUCAUGGAACAACGUCACGACUGGGCGAAGUUUGUCAUGACCCCCAAGCUAUUCAGACAAGUCCUCUUCGAGCUUAUCCCGGACGUCAUCUUCCACACGAGCCAGCAGGAUGAGGACCAGGUUCGCACGACUUACGAUCGUGGCGAUGACUUUUACGAAUGGUUCCUUGGCCCUCGCAUGAUCUACACCUCCGGUAUUGUCACCGACAUCACUCGCGAAGAGACCCUGGAGGAAUUGCAGGACAACAAACUCACCAUCGUCUGCGAGAAGCUUGACCUUAAGCCAACCGACCGCCUUCUUGAUAUCGGUUGUGGCUGGGGUACUCUUACCGCGUUCGCUGCUAAGAACUACGGCUGUAAGGCUACUGGUGUCACCAUCGCCCAGAACCAGGCUGCGUUCGGCAACGAUCGUAUCGCGAAGAAUGGAGCCGCCGACAGCGCUAAAAUCCUCUGCAUGGACUAUCGCGACAUCCCUAUGGAACCUGGUUAUUACUCUAAGAUAGUCUCGCUCGAGAUGGCUGAGCACGUCGGCAUCCGCCGCUAUCGGACUUUCCUCAGGCAGGUGUAUGACCUCCUAGACGAUGAUGGCAUCUUCCUUCUCCAAGUCGCUGGUCUCCGACCCCAUUGGCAAUACGAGGAUCUGAUCUGGGGCCUCUUCAUGAACAAGCACGUUUUCCCGGGAGCGGAUGCCAGUUGCUCGUUAGGCUGGGUUAUCACGCAAGUUGAGGCUGUUGGGUUCGAGGUCAAGAACAUCGACGUCCUCGGCGUGCACUACUCCGCGACCAUCUGGAGAUGGUACAAGAACUGGAUAGCGAACAAGGAGGCCAUCCUCGAGAAAUAUGGCGAAAAAUGGUUCCGCAUUUGGUCCUUCUUCCUUGCCUACUCCGUGAUCAUCGCCAGGCAAGGCGGUUCUUCCGUGUUCCAGAUCACGCUGCACAAGAACUUGAACGCCUACCACCGCAUCGAAGGUGUACCCACGCACGCGUCUAUUCACGUCAAGCCCAAGGUUACCAUCGAACCGGUGGUUUGAGGCGACGGUGGUUGACGAACUGCUCGUUCAGAGAGCAAGGGAGGUGCAUGUGAAUGGGAAAAAAAUACACUAGAUCUUGGAUGCGUAAUGGGUUGUACAUGGUUCAGAUUCACUCUGGAACAGAACUGCACGAUUACUUGGGCCACUUGUAGCGCCGGACGCCUGCAAAUCUAGACAACGUUUGCGUUCAAUCCUUCACCUUC